UCGGAUGCCUUUCCACUUCCUGCUGCACUUCCACCUCACGGCCUACCAUGCCACCUUACACCAUCGUCUACUUCCCCGCCCGAGGGCGCUGUGAGGCCAUGCGCAUGUUGCUGGCCGACCAGGGCCAGAGCUGGAAGGAGGAGGUGGUGACCAAGGAGUCCUGGCAGCAGGGCCAACUCAAGGCCUCCUGUUUGUACGGGCAGCUCCCCAAGUUCCAGGACGGAGACUUCACCCUGUACCAGUCCAAUGCCAUCCUGCGUCACCUGGGCCGUUCCCUCGGGCUCUACGGCAAGGACCAGCGGGAGGCGGCGCUGGUGGACAUGGUGAAUGACGGGGUGGAGGACCUCCGCAAGCGCUGUGGUCACCUCAUCCACCACAACUAUGAGGAGGGCAAGGUCCAGUACAUUCAGGAGCUCCCCAAGCACUUGCAGCCUUUUGAGAUCCUUCUGGCCCAGAACCAAGGGGGCCAGGCCUUCAUGGUGGGUGACCAGAUCUCCUUCGCGGAUUACAACCUACUGGACUUGCUGCUGGCCCACCAGGUGCUGGUGCCCGGCUGUCUGGACACCUUCCCGCUGCUCUCAGCCUACGUGGCUCGCCUCAGCGCCCGGCCCAAGCUCAAGGCCUUCCUGGCCUCCCCCGAACAUAUGAACCGCCCUGUCUUUGGAGGCCGUAAGAUCUGAGCUCACGCGCCCUAGCCCUGGGUGAGGGGCUGCCCUUGGGAACCAAUAAAAAGAAUGAG
Molecule: messenger RNA, 739 nt
Organism: Tupaia belangeri chinensis (Chinese tree shrew)
Lineage: Eukaryota; Metazoa; Chordata; Mammalia; Scandentia; Tupaiidae
Product: glutathione S-transferase P
Exons: 7
Coding region: 48-680 (210 amino acids)
Biological process (GO): glutathione metabolic process
Cellular component (GO): cytosol
Molecular function (GO): glutathione transferase activity
Source: RefSeq, a predicted model, not a curated record